Messenger RNA from Emys orbicularis (European pond turtle), 1980 nucleotides. RefSeq names its product kelch repeat and BTB domain containing 11 (gene KBTBD11). The transcript has a single exon. Lineage: Eukaryota; Metazoa; Chordata; Testudines; Emydidae. The record is from RefSeq and is a predicted model, not a curated record. Bases 1 to 1980 code for a protein of 659 amino acids. Gene Ontology annotation, molecular function: protein binding.
AUGGAGAACUCAGUCCUAUCCUGUGUCCUUUAUCCAGGUGAUGGGAAUAUCAGUGAGGCAAAGACCUGUCCAAAAAGGCUCUGCGGAGAAGCGGAGCAGCAGCUAGGGCCCCCGGCAAAAGCUCUGGGGGAAGCAGAGCGCAGCAACGGCAGCCAGCAGCAGCCCGGCUCCAUGGAAGGGAGCGCAUCAGCGGGGGAAGAGGAGAGCGGGGGUGGGGAAAGCGCCGCGCUCCCUUUGCAAGCCCCCUGUGGUUUCAGCUCCUCCUUGUGCUUCAGCUCGCCCGGGGCGGGGGACAAAGCCCCGCAGCAGGAUCCCGGAGCAGCCUCCUCCUGCAGCCGGGUGGUGAAGAGCCAGUGGGAGAUUAACAACGCUGCGUCCGAGGAGGAGGGGGAGGCGGGAGGAGCCGACAUCGCCCGGCCGCCGCCUGGCACUUACUGUCCCCAGGCUGGAGCGCAGCCCAGCAGCCCGCAGCAGCCGGUCUCAGAGGAGCCGGACCUGGUGAUCGAAGUGUCCGGCCAGCGGAUCCGAGCCCACAAGUCGGUGCUGGCAGCCAAAAGCGACUAUUUCCGUGCACGCUCGUCCCGGGACAUCCUGCGGGUGAAGGGGGUUAGCUACGGGGCUCUGCGUCUGCUCAUCGACUACGUCUACACGGCCCGCAUGGGCGAGGUGCGCCAUGACAACCUGGCCGAGGUGGUGAGCGGCGCCCGCGUGCUGCAGAUGCCCUGCGCCCUGCACUGCGCAGCUGAGGCCAUGCGGGCCCAGCUGCGCCUCGACAACUGCUACCAGCUGCUGUGCCUGGCCAAGAAGCAGCGGCUGGCGGAGCUGCGGGAGGCCACCUACCGCUUCAUGAGCGACCACUACCUGCAGGUGCUGCGGGAGCCCGCCGUCUACGGGCGCCUGAGCGGCGCGGAGCGGGACCUCAUCCUGCAGCGCCGCCUGGAGGCCGGCAAGCGGUGCCUGCUGGUGGCUGAGGUCAGCGAUGCCUUCGAGAGGCUGAGCGUGGGCAGCAGGCCACAGAGCCGGGAGAGCAGCCGGCCGCAGAGCCCCUCCUCCGUGGUGUCGCUGGAGGAGAGCAGCUACCUGAUCUACUGCUACCAGGAGGCAGCCAAGGAGUGGAGGGUGCUGACCCGCCUGCCUGAGGAGGCCAAUGCCAAGGGCUGCGCCAUGUGCGUCCUCUACAACUACCUCUUCUUGGCUGGGGGCAUCGCGGCGGCGCCGGGCGAGCAGCGCGCCCGCCUCUCCGACAAGGUCUUCUGCUACAACCCACUCACAGACACGUGGAGCCAGGUGCGGCCGCUGGGCCAGCCCCGCUCACAGCUCAAGCUGCUGGCCUUGGAUGGCUACCUCUACGCUGUGGGGGGCGAAUGCCUCUUCACGGUGGAGAGGUAUGACCCCCGGGCCGACCGCUGGAGCCCGGUGGCGCCGUUGCUCAAGGGCGCCUUUGCCGUGGCGCAUGAAGCCACCACCUGCAACGGGGAGAUCUAUGUGUCGGGUGGCUCCCUCUUCUACCGCCUGCUCAAGUACGACCCCCGGCGGGACGAGUGGCAGGAGUGCCCCUACAACAGUAGCCGCCGCCGCUCCGCUGACAUGGUGGCCUUCAAGAGCUUCAUCUACCGCUUCGACCUGAGCGGCAGCCGCGGCGAGCAGGGCCAAGCCGGCGGGGUCGAGGUCUUCCGCUACAACACCGUGGCCAAGCGCUGGAGCCAGUGCGCCUCCCUGAGGCCCAGCAGCGGCCCCCUGCAGCCCUUCCGCUGCGCCGCCCUGGGCAGCACCAUCUACUGUGUCAACCGGGCCGGCACCCUACGCUUCAACCUGGCCCAGGACGGCGAGGUGGAGGCUGACGGGGGGCUGCCAGGCAGCUUCGAUGCGGAGCUGCUCAAGGCCCCCUUCGAGGCCAAAGGUGUCCUCCUGCCCUUCGUGCUCACCCUGCCGGAGAAGCCAGACAAAGCUGGGGAGCCAGAGAGCCCCCUGGUGCUCUGA